Archocentrus centrarchus (flier cichlid) is the source of this 3271-nucleotide messenger RNA. RefSeq names its product peroxisomal biogenesis factor 6 (gene pex6). The transcript has 18 exons. Gene Ontology annotation, biological process: protein import into peroxisome matrix. Gene Ontology annotation, molecular function: ATP binding; ATP hydrolysis activity. Bases 28 to 3207 code for a protein of 1059 amino acids. NCBI's taxonomy places the organism in Eukaryota, Metazoa, Chordata, Actinopteri, Cichliformes, Cichlidae. The record is from RefSeq and is a predicted model, not a curated record. Gene Ontology annotation, cellular component: cytosol; peroxisomal membrane.
CAGCAGAGGCAACGAAGAAGAUGGGUCAUGGCGGUUCAGGUGGAGUUGAGUUGUUUGGAGACUUUUCCGUCACACCUCAGUCCUCUGGAUGUUUUGAUGUUUAAAUCACACUUGGACUCGGUCUUCCUAAAGCACACGGAUCCGCCGAUCGUCCUCUUCACCCCGAAGCGGCCUCAGGGCUUCGGCAGGUCGGGCAUUUUUCUGCGCGUUCAUCAGACUACCGAGGAGGACACGGCUGACUGCCCCAGAGUCGACCCGGAGUCAGCGCGACGGGUUCGUCUGUUCACCAGCCGGUUCUUCCUGCGGCACCACGGGCUCCAGCGGUUCAGAAGUACCGGAACCGUCCGGGCUGCGGAGCCGGUCAGCCUGCACAGAGUCAUCCUGGGAGCCUGCAGCAGACAGAGCCUCCGCCUGACCGGAGCGGAGCGCUUCACCGGCAGGCUGCUGGAGCUCUGCCGCUCGGGACAUUGGCUGCUGGCUCGGCAGGGAGACCCGCUGCUGCUUCCCCGCCAUCCGACACUGGGAGAGGACCCGGGACAGGUGCAGCAGCAGCUGUUGGAGCUGCUGGUGUUGGAGUGCAGUCCUGUAACACAGGGGAGGAUCACAGCUGACACCUCUCUGGUUCUGACUGACUGCUGGGAUUCAGUGGACCCCCCAGGUGCCCCCCCACCCUGCAGACCACUCAGACUCUGUGUGUCAGACUUCGCGCAUUAUGCCGAUGACCUCGGUGCUGGACGAUGUCUACUUGAUAACAAGAGACUGCUGGGCUCUGGAUUCUCAGGUGUCCUGCAUGCGUUGGAGUGCAGGGUGGAAGUCCAGGUAAUGGACACCCAGCAAUGGCUUGAGAUCAGAGAUCAACAGGGAGCAGCUGUGGACAUGGACAGCUGUGUGUUUGUGAGCAAACAGCUGCUUCUCAGACUGGGGCUCUUCAACCAGGAGUGGGUGAGGCUGUUGAGGCCCAGCAGAUCUUCCAGAGCACCCACAGGAGAGGCUGAUUUCAUGGGGGGCGUCUGCAGAGAGAGGCUGGUCUCCGUAGUGGUGAUGGAUCUGGUGCUGAGUCCAGAACUACAGAGCCAUGAUAACUUGGGCUUCAUAUCACCGACUCUGUGGUUCAACAUGACUGAAGGAGAAGUGAUCCCUGUGAACAGCUGCAUGCUCAGGAUGAAGAGGUGGGAACCACCUUUUCCACAGCCCGGUGACUGUCGCUCUGACAGUUUCUGCCGCUCAGCUUCUCCACCAUAUGCCAGCGAGCUUCACAUCCAGCUGGUCGCCUCUCCGCUGUACAACAACCUCGGCUGCUAUGACAACUUGCUGGCUCAACAUUUCAGUACAUCCAGAUUGGUUUCACCAGGAGACAUCCUGACAGUUCCAGCUGAAAACCAUCCAGACCUGCUUAAGAGCAACUCUGAAGGGAUACACAGGUGUCCAGUGCUGUUCUUCAGGGUGCAGAAGGUGUGCUCAUCUGCAGGGAGAGAAGGAGGAGGAGGAGCUUAUCUGGCCAACAGACAGCGCACCUCACUCUAUAUGGGGGCAUCUACGUGUAUAAACAGCCCCGUCCCCGGCUGCUUUGCAGAGGGAGCAUCUCUGUGGAGCAGUUUGUUUCCUCCUGGCCUCAACAAGACUGUGGACCUCCUCAUCAGCACCAUCCUGCCUUACCUGCAGCACAGCUGCUCUCUGUCUAGUUGCACUGUCCUCCUUCAUGGUGCUGCAGGAAGUGGAAAGAUGACAGCGUUGAGAGUGGCAAGCGGCAGGCUGAACCUCCACCUGCUGAAGGUCGACUGUGUGACCUUGUGUGCUGACAGUCCUGCAGCCUCUGAGGCAAAGCUAACGUCAGCGUUUCAGAGGGCUGAGGCCCUGCAGCCCUGCAUCCUGCUGCUCAGGAACCUGCAGCUCAUCCUCAGGUCACGAGGGGCCACCGAGAGUGACUGCAGGGUCCAGGCGACGCUCUGCCAGCUGCUCAGCCGCGCCCCCACCAGUGUGGUGAUGGUGGCAACUGUCUGCAGACGACGAGAUUUGCCCGCAGGUGUUGUGGCAGCGUUUGUCCACCAGCUGGCGAUAGAGAGUCCAACUGAAGAGCAGCGGCAUGCCAUGCUUUCCAGCCUGAGUCAAGACCUUCACUUGGGGAAGGAUGUCAACCUGGAGAGUCUCUCCAGACUCACCACAGGUUUCGUGUUGGGGGAUCUCAGAGCGUUGUUGGUUGAGGCUGGUAGAGCUGCCUGCCGGAGGCUCAUCCACACCUGUGGUGGUCAGCAGCAGGAGGAUCUGUGCUCCAGCGGAGUAGCUAUCCUGAACCAGGACUUCACCUCCGCCUUGGAGAUCCUGCAGGACGCCCAGUCCAAGGCCAUCGGAGCCCCAAAGAUCCCUCGUGUGCAUUGGGACGAUGUUGGAGGUCUGCAGCACGUGAAGAAGGAGAUCCUAGACACCGUCCAGCUUCCUUUGCAGUGUCCUGAGCUCUUGUCUUUGGGUCUGAACCGGACUGGAGUCCUGCUGUACGGCCCACCGGGGACAGGAAAGACUCUGCUGGCCAAAGCUGUGGCCACUGAGUGCUCCAUGACCUUCCUCAGUGUCAAGGGUCCAGAGCUCAUCAACAUGUAUGUGGGUCAGAGUGAAGAAAACAUCAGAGAAGUUUUCCACAGAGCACGCUCAGCAGCUCCCUGUGUUAUCUUCUUUGAUGAGCUGGACUCUCUGGCUCCCAGCAGGGGGCGCAGUGGAGACUCUGGAGGGGUGAUGGACAGAGUCGUGUCUCAGCUGCUGGCUGAGCUCGAUGUGUUGCACUCAUCUGCCGGGGUUUUUGUCAUCGGAGCCACAAAUCGUCCAGACCUGCUGGACCAGUCGCUGCUGAGGCCUGGCAGGUUUGAUAAGCUGGUCUACGUGGGAAUUAAUGAGGAUCGAGUUUCCCAGCUGCAGGUUCUCCAGGCCAUCCUCAGAAAGUUUCAGGUAGACCCCGCUGUGAACCUGCAGGAGGUGGUGGACUGCUGCCCCGCCCACAUGACCGGUGCUGACCUGUAUGCUCUUUGUUCAGAUGCCAUGACAGCAGCCAUCAAAAGGAAGAUCUCCCUCAUCAAUGACAGUCUGGAUUCAGAGGACUCUCCGGUCUUCCUCUCCAUCGAGGAUUUUUCCACUGCUUUAGAAAACUUCAAGCCGUCUGUUUCUGACCAGGAGCUCCUGCGAUACAAAGACAUUCAACAAAAACUAACUGCAAAGUAGAAACACACAAACUGUUGUGCGUCUUUGCAUGUAUGUCAAUAAAGUUGUAGUCACAGUCUUUCUC